AUGACGAGUGUACUAGGGAAGCGCAAAUCGCGCGCUGCUCAAGCCGAACCAUCGAUUUCCGAAGAAGACGCCCAAGCCAUCUUUCGGCGUCAUUUCGAGGCGCAAUUUGCACCUCUAUCACCUCCCGCCAACUCAACAGGGAAAGAAGUAGCGCCUGCUCCCGAGAGUACGGAUGAGGAUCUAGACGAGGACGUUGGCGCCGAGGACGAAGAGGACGAAUGGACGGGGUUGUCAGAUGACGACGAGUCUCCUGCCACAAUCAUAGAAGUGAUUGAACACACCGCAUCUAGCAAACCCGACUCGGCCAUCCUCUCGAAGCGAGAGGCAAAAGCCUGGCUCUCCUCACGCCCUCCCUCCUCUGUCGUCUCCACGACCGCAGCCUCAAAUUCAAAGUCCAAAGUCCCUACCGAGGCAGAGGAGGACAGCGCCUCGCUUUUGAAAAACGAUUUAGCUCUCCAGCGACUGCUCUCCGAAUCACACCUUUUCUCCUCUCCACACAGCAAUGGGUUCGCCUCAGGUGCAUCACACGAGCACGAAGGUCGUAACCGGCAUCUAGCGACGGACCUGCGACUGUCGGCCCUGGGCUCUAAGUCGAGUAUCUACAAGCAGACCAAGAUGCCCAUGUCAAUGAGGAAGGGAAUCACCGCGGCGGCCGAGGCCAGAGAGGACAAGAGGAGGCGGGAGGCAAAGGAGAACGGCAUCGUGCUCGAGAAACCCGCCCCGGCCAAGAAGGCGAAGGGUAUUAAGAGGCGCGAAGCGGUGGUGGAUGCGCCUGCUGUGGGCAAGAUGCAGAAUGGUAUGCUGAAGCUGAGUCAACGGGAUGUUUAUGCGAUUCAGGGGCCUGGUGAUACGGGGAGAGGCGGCAAGAAGAAGAAGCGAAGAUAG
Molecule: messenger RNA, 885 nt
Organism: Pseudomassariella vexata
Lineage: Eukaryota; Fungi; Ascomycota; Sordariomycetes; Amphisphaeriales; Pseudomassariaceae
Exons: 1
Coding region: 1-885 (294 amino acids)
Biological process (GO): maturation of SSU-rRNA from tricistronic rRNA transcript (SSU-rRNA, 5.8S rRNA, LSU-rRNA)
Cellular component (GO): nucleolus
Source: RefSeq, a predicted model, not a curated record